CAUCUACCUUCUAAACUGUUGUGUAACUUUCUAACACUCACAUGUUGUCGUCGAAUAAAGCACUGAAAGAGCAGAAGAUGAGAGACCCACAAUGAGACCGAGCAGGUGGCUGCUACACUGAUAAAGAACGUGGGAAAAUGGGCAAUAUGGCAACAGAGAUCGUUGCCUUCCUUCUCACCAUAUCCGGAUGGAUUCUGAUCUCCUCCACGCUCCCGACUGACUACUGGAAAGUGUCCUCAGUGGACGGGACAGUCAUCACCACGGCAACCUUUUGGUCCAAUCUCUGGAAGACGUGCGUUACGGAUUCAACCGGAGUCUCCAACUGCAAGGACUUUCCUUCUAUGCUUGCACUGGAUGCUUAUAUCCAGGUGUGUCGUGGACUGAUGAUCUCAGCUGUGUGUUUGGGAUUUUUUGGAGCUAUCCUGGCACUAGUGGGCAUGAAGUGCACUAAAAUAGGGGGAUCAGAGACCACCAAAGCCAGGAUCACCUGUCUGUGUGGACUACACUUCAUUCUCAGUGGAAUCUGCUCUAUGACCGCCUGCUCUCUCUACGCACACCGGAUAACAUCAGAGUUCUUUGACCCCUUAUUUGUGAAACAGAAAUUUGAGCUUGGUGCGGCCCUGUUCAUUGGCUGGGCAGGAUCUGUUCUCAGCAUUCUUGGAGGAUUUAUCUUUUGCUUUUCCAUGACAGAGGGAUUCAGCAUCAGGGAGUACUCCUACAACGGCGCCACAUCCUUCAUAUCAACACGAACCAAGAUCACAAAGAUGGGCAGAAAGCCCGAGACUCCUCAGAAAGACCCUCCAGACCAGAGCUUCUCUGGCAGGCAGUUUGGGAGGAAUGCAUAUGUUUGACUGUAAAUAAUAACAAGUGAAGGCCAACAAGCAUACACUGUAUAAAGCCAACUAUCAAACAAAUCCUUGAAUGGAGAACAUGAGAUCACGUUGCUUAAGGCUGCUUUCAUCAUUUGAGGCAUUGAGAAGACUGCACAGAGGAAAACACAUAUUGCCUAAGAGACCUCAAGCAAGCUUUCCAGGUCUGCCAAUGUGAUAGAAUUGCCAGAUUUCUUCACUUGGGACUUUGAAUGAAGUCAGGUGAACCGAUGACAGAGAAGACAGGGAGAACAGCUGCGCUCCACUGACCACAGGAACAAGCUGUCUCGAUUCGGAAAUUGAGUCGGAGCUCACAUAUUGCUCUGGUCCUGGAGUCUCUCUUCACCUCCUGAUCAGUGGAAACUCUAGACUCUGACCCCGGUUUUUAGCGCUUC
Messenger RNA from Sinocyclocheilus grahami, 1264 nucleotides. RefSeq names its product claudin-10-like. The coding region runs from base 138 to 851 and encodes 237 amino acids. Gene Ontology annotation, cellular component: membrane; bicellular tight junction. The transcript has 8 exons. The record is from RefSeq and is a predicted model, not a curated record. Gene Ontology annotation, molecular function: structural molecule activity. Lineage: Eukaryota; Metazoa; Chordata; Actinopteri; Cypriniformes; Cyprinidae.